UUCAUUCAUUUAAUUUGAUUAUUUCGUUGUUGUUUUUAUAUUUAAAAAUUUGAUAUAUUACUUUAUAUUUCGUUAGUUUUGUCUUGUACAAACAUGAGAGUUUCCUAUCAAGUUUUCUUCAUCCUAUUAUGUUCUUCUUCUUCUUUCUUCGUUUGCCAAGCUGAAGAUGCCAAAGUUAAUGCGCAGGAAGAAGCGAAGGAACAAAUCGCCGCUGGUGAGAAACGUCUCGGUGAUCAUAUACGAGCGAUCUUGAAACAUUAUCAACAAAAUGAUCCAGUUGGAUUACCCGGUGCACCAAUACCCGAUCCCAUGCCAGUACCCGAUAUGAAACAUUCGUUUUCCAUGUACACCAUGACUUUCAAAGAGAUCAACGUUUAUGGAUUAUCCAAAUUUCGUAUCGAACAUCUCAAAUCUGAAUUGGCAUUGAUGCAGGUUUCGGCUGCAUUGAGUAUUACGAGACUCGAUAUUCGUGGAUUGUACACCCUAUCAUCCUGGCUCUCAAGAUCAGCUGGCAACUUUACUGUUAUAUUAACAGGAGUAAACAUCGAAGGUGUUGCAAGAUUGGAAGUUGGAGCUGACGGUAAAUUGCAAGCUCAGGACAUUGACAUGGAUUUAACUUUUGAAAAUAUCGACAUGGACUUCAAAAAUCUUGGCUUUUUGGGCUCCGUUUUUCAAGGUGUUAUUAACUCAGUAGGAUCUUUUAUAUUCGAUAGUAUUAAACCGUUCAUUUUGAGAGAAGUCAAUACUAAUAUGAGAGGCGAAGUGAACAAGCAAAUAUCCCAGUUACCGCAAUAUUUUCCCAAUUCGAUAUCACCUUUCGACAUGGCGGUUGCCGAAGGUCGCAGACAAGUUUCACAAAUGGGUUACGAUCCAUACAGAGUUAAAGAUUAUAGUCAAAACGUUGGUAUUUUUACUGUUAUGUCAUCGCACACUUGGAUCACCGGGUUGGCCAGUUUUUAUCGUAUGGGUAACAUCACCCUUAGUAUGGAAAAUCGGACCGUAUAUGCGGUCUUGGAUGUUGGAACACAGGAGAUUGAGGGAAGAACACAUUGGGAAGUAAGCGUAAUUGGUGGCGUCCUGUCGAGAGCAGGUACAGUGUCCUUCACCGUUCAAUACUUCAGAGUUCAAUUAAAUCUAAGCCAACCACUUGAUACACGCAAACGACCAACUUUGGAAGAACUCGAUUUGGAAUUGGGUAACAUUCAGGCACGAAUACACGGUGCCGGUACUCUCGAUUAUGUUAUGGAAGCCAGCAUCAAUAUACUGCCAAAUCUUUUAAGGUAUCAAAUAAUGGACGCAAUCGAGGGACCUUUGAAGAGACGAAUACAAGAAGAAUUAAAUAAAAUUGACGUCGAGAAACUUAUCAAUGAAAAAAUACCGGAAAUAGAAGAACACGCGAAAUUCUUGCAAGAAUUAACACCACCCGACGAAAUUAUUUUAGAGGAUCCUGUACCACCCCAAAUACCGGAAGAUCUGACUCCAUUUUCGGAAAGUGAAGAGGAACGAGGACCCUCGUAAAAUGUUCAACUUAAAACAAAAAAAAAAAGAUAUUUAAAAAAAAACACACACAUACAUUUCCAAAGAAGUUUUUAAUCUUCGAAGAGAGAAAAAGGAAAACCACGAAAAAUACUCGAUGAUGUUGAACUUAGACUUUUAAUUUCAAAAAUAUAACUCUAAAUUCUGUCUUUCAAUCAGGUGUGGCUUUUUGCCAGAAUGUGUUUGCUCGCUAUUUACUGCAAUACGUGCAAGUGUGCGUGUUAAUACUGUAAUGUAAGUCGUCAACUAUGUAACAGAUACAGGGAAUGAUAAAAAUAAAACUUCCAAGUGUGAUUAAAGUAACAAAUUAUCCUAGGAUAUGAUGCAACAUCAUGCUCCGUUUGUAGAUAAAUUAUAAAAGAAUACGUAGGUAGUUAUGUAAGAGGAAAAAUCAAAUUUGGAAUGUAGUUUUCCUAAUUAACAUUUUUCUUCUCGAUAUGGAGAAGAUGCAUAUUGCUGACAAACGAAUAAUUAAAAAAAAAAAAAAAA
This is a messenger RNA of Polistes dominula (European paper wasp), 2025 nucleotides long. RefSeq lists its product as uncharacterized. The record is from RefSeq and is a predicted model, not a curated record. Gene Ontology annotation, molecular function: lipid binding. NCBI's taxonomy places the organism in Eukaryota, Metazoa, Arthropoda, Insecta, Hymenoptera, Vespidae.